AUGAUUCGUGAAGAAGAUAACACUGGCUAUGGAGAAUUUCGGACAACAGAUGUAGAUGAACCUUCAGCUACUAAAGUAUAUCCUGUUCAGGCGUUUUUUGAAUGCUUCCAAGCUUGUUGCGAAGCAUUUCAAGCAAAAGAUCUUAGAUCUGUUUAUUCAAAUUUAGCAAUUCUUUUCGAUAUUGUUACAGGACUUGAAGAAAUUCCAUUUGAUGAACUAGAAAACAUUGGCUUCCAUAUGUUUUUUAAGGAAUUAUUCUUAAAUUAUGAUUUUCGGAUUACUUUUCCAGAUGCACUAAGAGUUUUGAAUUUUAUAGCAGCAAGCGAUGGCUUCAAUACAGAAUUACUAGCAAAUGAAGAAUAUUUCAACAUUUUAAUAGACGAAGUUUUACCUCAAGUAAAGAGACAGAACAUGCCACUUGAACUAAUAUCAAAUAUCAUAUCAGGAAAUUCACAAGCCAGAGAUAUUUUCAUAAGUACUGAUAUAAUUGAAACAUUUAUCAUAAAUACAUACGAUGAAAAGAAAGAUCCUUUUUAUUGGAUUGCUGCAAAUCAUUUGCUUGUUACAUGCAUCAUUACUACACCAUAUUUACCAAUUGAAAGACUACAAAUUAUUUCAGAUUUUGUUAUUGAACAUAUUGUUGGAACAAAGAUACUUAGUUCAUCAAUUAUAGAUGUUUUAUAUAGUAUAAUAGCCGUAUCCACAGAAGCUGCAGUGUAUAUAUUGCAAAAGAUUCACAAUGAAAAUCCAGAUUUUAAUUUAUUAGAUAUUAUAAGAAAUCUGAGCUCAGAAUUUCAAAUUAAGCUUUUAAAGUCCGUAGAGAUGUUAUGUACAAUAGAAGAAUUGGGCUAUGCCGCUGAUUUCUUUUGGCCAUAUAUUUUAAAUCUCCAAAUCUUUAACAAUACUCCAGAAAUGAUCACAGAAAUAUUUAAUGCAGCAGUAGUUAUUAUUAGUAUGGGUCCUCGUAAUACAAUUAGUGCUUUCAAGCGAGGUUUAGUUGAUUCUUUAAUAAAUUAUGCGCAAACAGCAUCUUAUUCAAUAAGAGUUAGCGCAAUUAAGUUAUUAUCUAUUAUAAUAAUGAGAGAAUUAUAUAUUCCUUGUGUUGGAAUGACAAUUAUUAGAUUUGGAUUUCUUGAUUUUGCAACGGACUUCUUGAAUGAAUUAGAAAUUAGAAAAUAUAUUAUUAAGGCUAUAUUUUGCUUAGUUGUUCAUAAGGUUGGAGAAGGAAGUUACGUUUCAUUAGGUGAAAUAUUUAAUCAAGAAUUUUUUGAUGCACUCAUUGAAGGAUAUUAUGAAAGUACAUAUGACGCUGAAGAAAUAUCAAUGAUAGAGUAUAUUAUGAGAGUUUUUGGCUUUUUAAGACAAGAUGAUGAGGAUUCUUAUCAUUUUGAACAACCAGAAGAAGACUUCUUUGAUGAUGAAGAAUCUGCUGAGGAAGAUGAUGCAGAAGUUGAUGCAUCAGGAGAAAUAAUUACUCCAGUUUAUAGAACUUUUCUCCAUUUACGCAGAAAAUAUGGAUUUUCAACAGAUUUUGAUCCUGAAGAAGGAAAUGAAGCUCCUGCCGAUCAAUCACAAGAUCAACAAACAGAUUAG
Messenger RNA from Trichomonas vaginalis G3, 1593 nucleotides. RefSeq names its product armadillo (ARM) repeat-containing protein family. Bases 1 to 1593 code for a protein of 530 amino acids. The record is from RefSeq and is a predicted model, not a curated record. The transcript has a single exon. Lineage: Eukaryota; Parabasalia; Trichomonadida; Trichomonadidae.